UAUUGUUUUGGAUCAAGGAAAAAGAAACAUUUGUCACUUCGAAAGAGUUUGGACAAGACCUGGAACAUGUCGAGGCUCUUCAGAAAAAAUACGAGGAAUUCAUAAAAGAUCUUGAAUAUCAAGAGGGACGCGCUGAGGAGAUCUAUGCAAAGGCCGAUGAACUUCUGCGGGAAGAAUUCCCUGAAGAAACCAUUGUCAUAGAAAAAAAACGCCUGGUGCGCGAGGCACUAGAGCGUCUGAAAGAACUAGCCAGACAGAGACAGCAAAAGCUCUAUGAGGCCCAUGAGAUUCAGCGUUUCUUCCGAGACACCGACAAGGCUAUUUCUUGGGUCAACGAAAAAUCUAUUCCACUUUCUAUUGACGAUUGCGGUCGGGACUUGGUCUCAGUUCAAGCCCUGCAGCGCAAGCAUGAAGCCCUUGAGCGUGACUUAGCUGCUAUUGAAGAAAAAGUGGGGCAUUUGAAUAAUGAUGCUGUCUCCUUGUCUCAAAAGCAUCCCGAUUCAAGUGAUACUAUACAAACAAAGCGUCAAAAUUUGGCUGAUGCUUGGGACAAGCUAAAGACUAAGUCUGCCGAGCGCAGAGCAAAACUUGAUGAAUCCCUUCAAUUGCAUCGCUUCUUGUCUGAUUGGAGAGAUCUUUCACUUUGGAUCAAAGACAUGAGUACAAUAAUAGCUGCCGAUGAACUAGCCAAGGAUGUCGCUGGUGCAGAAGCUCAAGUAGAACGCCACAAUGAAUACAAGGGGGAAAUUGAAUCUAGGGAAGACAGUGAUCGUAUCGUUAUGGAGCAAGGUCGAAGGCUAAUUGAUGGACAUCAUCCUGCAUCAGCUGAGGUCGCUACAAAGAUGGCUGAGUUGGAAAAAGAGAAGUCUGCUCUUCUUGCGCUAUGGGAUACAAGACGUGUCCAAUAUGAACAAUGCAUGGACCUCCAGCUCUUUUUCCGCGACACUGAACAGGCAGAAGCCUGGAUCGCUAAGCAAGAAGCCUUUCUUGAAAAUAAGGACGUAGGUGAUUCUCUUGAUUCAUCUGAGGCUUUAAUGCGCAAGCAUGAGGAUUUUGAGAAGUCUUUGUCUGCUCAAGAAGAAAAAGUAAAAAAUCUUGAUCAUUUUGCAGCGAAAUUAAUAGAAAAUAAUCACUACGCCUCUGAUCUAGUCGCUGAGCGCCGCGCUGCCCUUCUCGAUCGUCGCGCUGCUCUAAAGGAGAAGGCUAUUGCUCGGCGAAAGCUUUUGGAAGAUUCUUAUCGUUAUCAACUUUUCGACCGAGACGCCGAUGAAAUGAAAGCAUGGAUUUUGGAAAAGCUUAAAACGGCCACAGAUGAAAGUUACAAGGAUCCUACAAACUUGCAAACAAAAGUACAAAAGCAUCAAAACUUUGAAGCAGAGAUCCAAGCAAAUGAAUCGAGGAUAGACGUUAAGAAGAUCGGUUGUGACUUGCUAUCCGCCGCACACUACCAGUCUCCAGAGAUAGGCUUCCGAUUAGAAGAGCUCGAUGAGCUUUGGUCUCGCUUGAUUGAUGCUGCUGCUCGAAAAGGCAAGAAACUUGAACAGGCCCGUGGACAGCAACAAUUUAUUAGAAAUACUGAAGAUGUUGAAUUAUGGCUCGGUGAAGUUGAAAUACAGCUCAAUUCUGAUGACUAUGGCAGAGAUCUUAGUUCAGUGAUUAAUUUGCAAAAAAAACACGCUUUACUUGAGUCGGAUAUUCAGUCUCACCGAGAUAGGAUUGAACAGUUUAAAGUACAAGCUGAUAAAUUUGCUGCCGAAGAGCACUUUGAUGCUCCAAUUAUACAACAAAAACAACAACAAGUUCUUUCUCGGUAUGAAGCUUUGGCUGGUCCAACUAAACAGCGUCGUGAACGGCUCAAUGAUGCCUACAAGCUGCAGCAAUUUUUCCGAGAUGUUGAAGACGAAGAAGAUUGGAUCCGUGAAAAGGAGCCAGUUGCCGGCUCCACUAAUGUCGGUCGAGAUUUGAUUGGCGUUCAAAAUCUAAUUAAAAAACAUCAAGCAAUUGCUGCCGAAAUAUGUGGUCAUGAACCACGAAUUCAAGAUGUUUGCCAAGAAGGCGAGGCUAUGAUCGUCAAGGCUCAUUUUGCUUCUGUUGACAUUCGCAAGCGCAUCGAUGAGCUGUUUGCCACUUGGAAGAAGCUUGAACAGAAGGCUGACAAUCGACGCCAACUUUUGGAUGAUUCUUUACAGGCUCAACAAUAUUUUGCAGAUGCCAGCGAAGCUGAUAGUUGGAUGCGCGAAAAAGAGCCUCUUGUAGGUUCUUCUGAAUUUGGUCGCGAUGAAGACUCCACUGAAGCACUUCUUAAGAAGCAUGAAGCACUAAUGGCUGAUAUCGAGGCAUAUGGUUCCACUAUUGAGGGCUUGCACAGCCAGGCGAGCAAGUGUCGCAUGCAAGAAGCUCCAACCAGUGAUGUGCUAGGAAAAGAAGUAGUGAUUGCUCUCUACGAUUAUCAGGAGAAGUCGCCUAGGGAGGUCUCCAUGCGCAAGGGUGAAAUGCUCACUCUUUUGAACAGUAACCAUAAGGACUGGUGGAAGGUGGAGGUCAACGAUCGUCAGGGUUUUGUUCCGGCUGCUUAUGUCAAAAAAGUUGACGCUCCACUUUCGGACAGUCAGGCCAACCUAAUGGAAGCUCCUCUAACCGUAACCUCUCAGCAGCAGCGCCUCGAGUCGCAGUAUCAAGCACUUAUUCAACUAGGUAAUGAUCGUAGGGAUAGAUUACAGGACUCAGUGCGUGCCUAUCAACUUGUUAGAGAAGCAAAUGAUUUGCACCAAUGGGUUGUUGAGAAAGAAUUGGUUGCAGUGACUGAGACAGUUGUCCCUGGCCGUCUUGAAGAGGUAGAAUCAGAACGGAAGAGAGUUGACGACUUCGUGGCGGAGCAGAAGGAGAGAGAGGUAAGGAUUACUGAACUGCGAGCCAAGGCUGAUAAAUUGAAGCGAGGCGGACAAACAGAGGCUGUAGAGAAGAUCGAGGGUAUCAUCAUGCAACUACAGAAGCGUUACGAACAACUUGAGGAGGUCACGACGAAAAAGGUCAAAGAAUUGGAAGAUCACAAUGCUGUGCAGCGCUAUCAUCGCGAAUGUGAUGAGGCUAAAGAAUGGAUUGAGGAGAAGGAGAAUCGUCUUACCACUGACGAUAUGGGCAAAGAUCUGACUUCAGUUCAUCGCCUCAUUCGCAAACACGAUGCUAUGGAGAGAGACUUGAUGGCACUUGGCGAACGAGUCAAGCAGCUGGAUCAGAAGGCGGCAGAUCUAGUAGAAACUCACCCACAGGAGGCCGAGGGUAUCUGCAAGCAUCAAGAAGAGAUAAACGAAAUGUGGAAUAGUCUCACCGCUAAGGCGGAUUCUCGCAGGGCUAAACUUCUUGACUCUUUAGAUUUGCAAAAGUUCCUAGUCGAUUAUCGGGAUCUUCAGUCCUGGAUUAACACGAUGUACGCCCUUGUCUCAUCUGAUGAAUUGGCAAAGGAUGUGACUGGCGCCGAGGCUCUGCUUGAGCGUCACCGUGAGCAUCGCACUGAAAUUGAUGCGAGAGCUCCAACUUUCCAAAAAUUUGAAGCUUUCGGUCGAGAACUUGUGAACAAUAAUCACUAUGCUAGUAGUGAUGUAAAACAAAAACUCUCGAAUGUCUCCAUGUCUUGUCAAGAUCUUGAUGAGCAAUGGAUGAAGCGUCGUCAGGAGCUAGAUCAAUGUCUCAAACUCCAACUCUUCUUGCGUGAUUGUGAACAGGCUGAAGAUUGGAUGAGCAUCCGAGAAGCUUCUUUAUCUGGCGAUGAUGUCGAUGGAAACAAAGUUGACGCAUUAAUAAAAAAGCAUGAGGAUUUUAAUCGGGCUAUAAAAAUGCAAGAAGCAAAAAUUCAGACUUUGAAGCAAGCUUCAGAUCAAUUAAUUGAGCAGGGUCAUUACGAUACUCAAGGCAUUCAUAAUAAAUGUGAUGAUGUCAUGCGGCGUUGGGCCCAGCUCAAGAAAGACAUGAUUGAGAAUCGCAGCAAACUUGGCGAUGCUCAGACUCUUCAGGCAUUUAUUAAGGAUGCUGAUGAGAUGGAGAUCUGGAUUAACGAAAAGCUUCAACGUGCUACGGAUGAAUCCUUCAAAGAUCCCACGACUAAUAUUCAGACUAAACAUCAAAAACACCUUGCUUUCCAGGCUGAGUUGGCUGCUAAUGCUGGUCGUAUUCAAAUGAUUUUGAGCGCCGGCAAUAAUCUUCUGAAAAAA
This is a messenger RNA of Protopolystoma xenopodis, 4208 nucleotides long. NCBI's taxonomy places the organism in Eukaryota, Metazoa, Platyhelminthes, Monogenea, Polystomatidea, Polystomatidae. The record is from the annotation of a GenBank genome assembly.